AUGGACCAAUUUGGUACUCUUGAAUUAAAGUAAGUUGGGAGCUUUUCAAGAACAUUUACCAGUCUGCAAAACGUAAACAAGGCAAGGGUUUAUUAAUUUGAACACACAAUCUUAACAUACAUAUCAGUAUAUCACAGGGUCGUCAGUGGAAGGCUGUAGUAGAAUAUUUUAUUUAUUAUUUAAAAUAAUUGCACGUAUUUUUCUUUCAGAUGGUCUCAAGGUUAUACUGGUACCAAACUUCAUUACAUAAAAAAAGAUGUACUUUGUUAUGUGUGUGGAAACAGUAUCAAAUUUACCAAUACCUCAACGAAGGAUGAAUCUUUCCUAUCAUCUGAGGGUGCUGGAAUUGCUUGUUUUGCCAUCAACCCGACCAACAUGGCUGUUGGGUUUGCUGACAAGUCAAUGGAACCUAAUAUCUAUGUGUACACAUAUCCAAAUUUAACUACAUAUCGAGCAAAACUCAAAGGUUUGAAGCAAAGUGCAUUCCACGUUACUGUAACUCUACACCAGACAUAUGACUAAAUUUAUUUUUGCUUGUUCUAUAGGUGGUGCAAAGCUUGAAUACACAUGUAUGGCAUUUGCAAACAAUAGUAACAUUGUUGCCAGCUAUUCUGGUGUCCCUGAUUUUAAAUUGACAAUAUGGUAAUCACAAUUUAAUUGUUUAUCAUAAAGUUAAUAAUCAACAAUGUUCUUGAAUGUGUCUCAAAAUGUCCACUGAUUGAUCGAUUGUGCCACAAUGGGUCAUUCCAGAAAACAUCCAUACCACCCCCACCGAGGAAAUAGGAAGUUAACCCCCCUACCCCCUUUGAAUGUCCUAAUACAUUUACUAGCUAUUAUCAGAAACGAUUUUUUCUCCCCUCCCCCUCUGGACGGCAGAAAUUUCCUCCGUGGGGGGAGUAUGGAUCUUUUCUGGAACGACCCAAUCGGAAAUGACCAAUUACACAGUCUGGAAAGUUAACUUUUUGCACGCCGGACAUCGAUUCAGGCACUUGUAAAUGUACGCCAAUUUUUACUAAUUUUGGAAAUAUUAAUGCGCAAAAGUUCCAAAUACACCUUUUUAGUAUACACCUAUUUGGUCCAUAUUUGUUGAAUUUGAACAAUUACUAGUCCAUGUAAACAAAUGUACGCCAUUAUGUAUGCCAAAAUUUGUGUUUGUACACCGGACAAGUCCGGCGUAUACACUCAACAUUCCAGUCUGGCCAAUUACCAAUUAUUCAUGCAACAAUCGACCUAUAUUUAUAAUACCAAUUUUUUAUGAUGUCAUAAUGUCAGCUGAUUGAGUAAAGGUGACAUUUAGGCUGAUACAGUAUUGGAAAAUUUUCGAUAUAUAGAUAUAGAGAAAAAAACCCAACUAUAUUGAAAAUAUGCAAAUUACGAAAUUUAUAGUUUAGCUCUGAGUUUAGUCAAUAUACCAAUUGUCUACUGAUAAGGCAAAACUUAGCCCAAAUUAUUUGUCAAUCACUGACCAUUUCAUUUGGCCUCUGAGCAACCAAAUUGUGCUAGAUAGUGCACCUUAAUUAAUUUAUAUUUAUACUGGCUAACACUUUAUCAUUUUGUUGUUCAGGAACUGGUUAGAAGGUCAGAUGCUUUGCUCAGUUGAAACAGAUGAAAUCUUGUGUCAUGGAAUGUCUUUUAAUCCUUCCAGUUGGAAACACUUGUUGACUGUUGGUAGUGAAGACAGUGUGUGUCUAUGGGACAUUGAACAGUCGAAUCAACGUUAUCUUGUUACACCCAAGUAAGAGAAAAACGUGAAGUAAACAUGCAAUUAACAUCCAUGAUUUCAUUUUUUCUUGAGCUGUGCUUUAUAUUUCAGUGUACUGGCCAACAGGGCCUCCCAGAGUGGAGGGGGCAAAAGGGCCCCAAAUAAAAAUAAUGUGAAAUGUGCAUACCGGUAUAUAGAUAUAACUGUCAACUGAUUCCCAGAAUGCAGUAUUUUACCAUUUCUGUUUUUAAAAUAUUUCCUAUUUCCUGUAUAGUUUUGUAUUUUAAUUUUAUUGUGUUCCUCUGUUUGGUAUUCAGCGACAUCACAAUUCUGUUUUGACAAAAAAUUGACAAACAUCUGACCUCAUGAUUUUAGUGUUGUGAAGCUCCCUUACACAGACGGUAGUGCUGAAAUUGGUGAUUAUGAUGAUCCAUCAAACAACUUAAGUCGCAUGAGUAAUCCAUUAUCAUCAACCUCAGUAAAAAUGACCAAGGCAGCCAUCGCUGGCAUUGAUAUAAAACGAUUGACGUCUUUUAUGCCAGGUGAGUUUGUAGCCAUGCAUAAUAUUUUAAAAUGAACGGAAACAAGGCUAAUUAUGUGGCAUAGUCACUGCACUCCCCCCUUUACCAUUGUUGAAAAAUGCAUUUAUUGUUGAAAUGAUAUUUAGGUAACGAGAAAGAGAGAUGCUGUGCAAUCAGUCAUUGCUGGUCAAGUGAUAAUGUUGUGUAUUUGGGCUGCAAGAAAGGUUUCUUAGUCUCUCUGGACUGGGAGAAAAGUAAACUGACAAUUUUAAUGGAUUGUAAUCUACAUGAGACUCGAUCCAGUGAAGAUAAUCUGCAUAUUAUCCAGGAAGGUAUGAUGCUCUUCAGAGUUCUGUGGAUUUCCAAUUACAUUUAUAGUUAAAACACAGUUGCAAGCUACUGGCUCUUUACCUUAAUGGCUUAGAUAUGCGCUUGCAAAUGUUCCCAAAUUACAGUCGCACAAAAAUUAUGACAAGUGGAGUUGUUGAUAAAACCUCGAGAAAAUAUCCCUGAAGGAGCGGUUAUUUCAAAAAUAGAUGAACCAUUCAGUGUACUGUUGCAUUGAUAACGUUGAAUGAUUAUUUUAUUACCCAUUGAGUGUGCCAAAGGUACACCAAAGUAGGACGCAUCUGAGGUAAAGUGUGCAAUAGUGGUAGGUAGUAGGUAGUAGGACGCAUCUGAGGUAAAGUGUUCAAUACUUUUCAAAAAUAGAAAGGACUUAUGGUGUUUUUUUAGAGGAGUCUAUUUCCUCAGAAGCUUGGCAGUCAAUUCUCAAAUGGAAAAAUGGUUUACUUGCUGGUGGAAGUGUAAGAAUACUAAAUAAUUUAAUUGACUAAUAUUUACGUGCAACAUUACGUUAGAUUGCUAUUGGCCCAAUAUGUAUCUCUACAGCUCUGUAUACAGUAUGUACUAUUGGAUCUAUUGCUCUGCAUAUGUAACCUAAUUCUAUUUUUGAAAUGUUUUCAAAAUAUAAAUGUUUCAAUGUAGGAUGGUGUUCUCAGAUAUGUGACCAUCACCGAAAGUAAAGGAAAGAUUGAAAAAGCUGUAGAAUUGAACUUCAGCAUGAACCAUCUGUGUUCUUGGUCCACUGACGAGAAACUGGCUGUUGCAGAUGAGGGGGUAGGCAUGAGAACUAUUUCAUAUGUUGUGUUAGGCCUCCCCCCCCCCCCCCCCCAGCUCAAAAGGGCCUGCCUUGUUUGGGCCUGUUGCUCGCCUCUUCUUAUUGCGUAUUUAUUUAAUCUUGUAAUUGUUACCGCAGUUAAAGUUCAAUAAAUGAUAAAUAAAUGAAAUUUUCUUGAUACAGAAUUGCUUAACUGAGAAUAUAAAUCUUAGCUGUGUUAGUGCGGAUAAUAUGCAAUAUUAAAAGUGUAAUAUAUUGUAAAACAUCGCUUCUCCCGUUUUACAAUUAUGACUUCGUAGGAGUGCCUGUGUGGUGUAGGUAGUAUUCUACGUUCAGCUGCCAUGAUUUGUGUCUGAACUGCCUGAAAAAGAUAGAUUAGAUAUGAGAAGUUAUGAGAGAGGUGUAAGGAAUAACGCAAAAGUAUACACCUCCUCAAUGGUAAGUGGUGGACAUGCGCACUUAUAAUUUGAAGAACCUUUAACUAUUGGGCGUGUUCAUUUAAAAAACUGGGGGUAGCAAGUUUGAGAGUUUGAACAAAGUGCUAUCGUAUUUUAGGGCGCAGUAUAUCUUUAUGAUGAAAACAACGAGGACAACCAGUUGACAAAAUUGUUUGAUGAUCAUUUUGGCAAACUUGUUGCCAUAGAUUGUCUUGAACAGGGGAAUGAUUACGUUGCGGUAAGUAUGAUGUUGGUUAUUAAAUUAUAUGUGAGCUCUAUGAUUAACAUUGCCGCGUGCUGUUAUACCAGAGACAGCUCUGAUUCUUGGGGAUGAACUUAGGCAUGGAAAAGAUCGCUCGUCUCAUGGACUAUAAUUAUUUAUCCUAACCCACUCUGUCAAAUUGCCUUGUGGGAGGAAACCGGAGCGCCCGCGGAGAAAACCCACGACUUUCGGCAGAGCGUUGACUGACUCUUCUCACGUGAAUCCGUAGCGAGAGUCGAACCCAGGAUCUCCGAGGUGAAAGACGCGUGCUUUGACGACUGCUCCACCGAACCCCCCUGUCAAGAAAGGAAGGAUCAUCAUCCAUCAUACCAAGGCUUUUAGAAUUAUUCUGAGUAGCUGUCUGUUUUGAUAAAGUAGGCGGUUGUUGGGGGCGGUCUAGGGAGUCUUAAAGUCAUCCAAAUUAACAAGUUUAUAUUGAUUAGAUAGCAACACAACUGAGCUCUGUAACCAAAUUAUAAUAUAUCACUACUUUCAUUCUUCAACAAGAUAACUUCGAGAUUUAAGAUGGCAAAUAACUAAAUCGUUUUACGAAAUAGUACGUCGUUUUUGAAAAUAACCAGCUAUAAAGUAGACCAGGUUGAUGAAAAAUAACUUGAAAGCUUAGAGUGGAGGAAGGAGAGCAGAAUUGAUAUUUCAAGUACUAAACAAAGUAACCGGCGGUGAACCUCAUAGCACCUGCCGGAGCUCCGGCGGCCGCCGGCUUAUUUUGAAAGCCUUGCAUACCAAUCCUUCCUGGUGAGGUUAGACCAAUCAACUACAUUAUCUUGUCAUUUCUUUCUUUAGACAUGCAGAGACAAUGGUUGCGUUCAAAUCUGGUGUACCAGGACGUCCAAAUUAAUAUCACAGAUUGUCUUACAACACGAGGUGGUGUUUUAUUUCUAUAUAUUAACACAACACUUUCUAUAGAUUUGUACAAAAUAAAGUGCACUUAAAGAUAAGUGGGAAGGGACACCCUAAGAGGUUUCAAUGAAAGUUUUGCUGCACGGACUUGAAACAAGUUUACCUCCUGGGUGGGGCGUCCUUUUUUCCGACCUGUACGGACCAUUCUUUUUGGAGAAAAAAAUCCGUAAACCAUAAGAAAUUAAAAGUGGAGCGUAACCCACCCAAUCAACAUUCUCAGUGGGAGAAAAAACCAGAGUACCCAGAGAAAACACAUAAUCUUCGAGAGAAUUUUUUCACGCGGAUGUCUUGAGUCCAGAGUGGGAAUCGAACUGACAACCGUAGAGGCGAGAGCCGGUUGAUCUGACAACUCCGCCACAGACGCCUCUACCGCAAAAGCUCUUCCAAGAACUUAUUUGUAAUGAAAAAAUCCCACAUUUUCCACCUUUUACAUUUAGUUUAUUGACAUAACUCGUUUGUUUUUUUCUUGGGUAUUUCUAUAGACGAGCAGCAUGGCUUGUUCUCCUUCGUCCAGUAUCAUUGUUAUUGGAACAACGUCUGGUUAUGUAUACUUCGUAGAAACAACCACUGUAGAAAAUCCGAGAAUUUUAUCUUGUAUUCUGCUUCAUAAAGGACCUGUAUUCCAUUUAUGGUUAGUAUUUUGAAAAAAUACAAGGAGAGCUUCGACGUUUCGAACGAAUGGUACCAAUGCUGGACUAACCAUAUGGUCCCCGCGCUUUUUUCUACGUCCAUCUUUUCUGUAGAAAGAUUGACAUAAACUGGACAUAAAUUGACAUAAAUCGACCGCAAGAUUGCCCCAAAAAGUGCGAGACCCCCAACAAGCACGGACAACACAAAUUUGCGGAACCUUGGAAAAGCGCGGAGUCAUAUAACCUCCAGGGGCCGAUUGUAUAAAACUCUUAAUCACUUUUUUAAUCACUAUUUUAUCUCAAAUACGCGCUUCUUAUUGGAUGACGUUUCCUCUAAGUAUAGUUAACUUUAAUCACGUUUUUCUAGAAGCCAGAGAAUUUUACUUGAUAAUUUUCUAUCCUUUAGUUUUGAUAAAUUCGGUCAAGUUUUGAUCACUGCCUCGAAUGAUGGUCAUGUUUUUGUUGUCGAUCCCAGAGUUACAACGGAGUUCAACGUUCUCGGACACACAGGUAAAUAUUGAUCACUUGUAACUUCUGUAACUGUAAUUUUAAAUCACUUUCUGAAUACAUGAUUUUUGAUUAUCACAUUUCAUAUUAAGUGGAUUCAAGAACAGCCAUCUAGUUUUUGACAUACCAGCACUCUGGUAACGAGUUUUAAGAAUACCCUUCAUUGAGUCAGUGAACAUCGUCUCGCAUGCAAUCAUCUUUGCAAAGUUCGUUGUAGAUUUUGUUGUACUGAUAAUAAUUCGAUGUUAUUAUUUUAUCUUUUAAGAUAUUCCUGGACAUGUUGUGGAUGUUUCUUGUCUCAAUACAAGAGAACAAAAUCGACAUGGACCCUACAGAGUUUGUAUUUUGCACAGACCGAGUGACAAACCACAGAGUGGAUCUAAAAUAACGUUAUUUGAAUUGUCGAAGGAGAUGGUGCCACGUACGUUUACGAUAUGAAGGAGGAGCCCCUAGGACAACAGACAGGGAGGGGGGAAAGUAGAAACGGACAGAGGAUCAGAAAUUAACAAACGUUUGUCUUGCUUUCUCGUUGUAUAAUUUAUGCACUAUACCAAGGCCGGAUUUUGGUGGAAAUGCUGGGGGUGGGGGUGGAAAACUGUUUUGGGGGAGGUGCAGCAAUCCUAGCUCAUGGUCCCCAUGGAAUGUUAGGGUUUAGAAUGUACCCCUGCCCCCAUAAAGUCAACUACGUGACGAAUGAUGACUGUAUAACUCCUCUCUCCUCCACAGAGGCUUUGAUGAGCUACUGCUGUUAAAAAUAUAUGCGCUAGACGGUAAUGUUAGAGAGUUAUGCGCUAGACGGUAAUAUGUAACGAGGAAACCGCUAAAAUUCGGAACUCUCCUUGCAUGCGUUCCGAAUUUUAGCGGUUUCCUCUUUACACAUUACCGUCUAGCGCAUAACUCUCUAACAUUACCGUCUAGCGCAUAUAUGUUUAACAGCAGUAGCUCAUCAAAGCCUCUGUGCAGGAGAGAGGUACAACUCAUCCAAUUUUGUCAUUCAAUACCUUACUACAAAGUUUCUUUUCGAAAAACGUUCUUACAAUCAAAUUUUAACUUCCAUUCCCAAGGGGAAGUGCAAAAAAUCUCGGGGGAGGUGCAAAAAAUCUCAGGGGAGGUGCAAAAUGAUCUCAGGGGAGGUGCGCACCUCCCCCCACCUCCCCCUCAAAAUCCGGCCAUGCACUAUACGUGACAUAAUUUGCUUGUGGAGGUAUGCAGUUUUGAGUGUCCUCUAGUAAACCAUACUUUCCUGUUUUCUCGCGAUAGACAGACUGGCGCUACCCGUUCCCGUAGGUCGGAAUUGUGGUACCUUAAUGUCUCUAGUAUGUUGAGAAAGACGUUAUUUUUGUGAUGUUGCAAGGAGCAUUCAGGAUGUGUUAUUACCAAACACCACAGGGGUAAUCGCGUUUUCUCGUUAUAGAAUCGACGGCAUCAGCUUUCAAGGAUGCGACGUUCCUGUACAAAGAUGAAGCAAUCAAAAAAGCAAGCUGCGAUCUCAAUAUUAUUUGCUACAGUCUGGCAUUGUUACCUAACAAUAUUUUAAUCACGUUAUCACAUCACGAGAAGAAGUACAUAAAGUUCAGUCUUUCAGUUACAAAUAAGGUAAGACAUUAAGCUCAGAGCCGCCUUUUGAAUGAUGGUCUUUAAGGCGCAUUUCAGCCCUUUUAAUUGAAAAAACUAACUAGGAAAAUCAAUUAAGCAUAAUUCAAGAUCAGCAAACUUUAUGCUUUUAACAUUUUAAAACAUUUUUAUUGUUAAAAGCAUUGAGUUUACUGAUCUUGAAUUAUGCAUAAUUGAUUUUCCUAGUUAGUUUUUUCAAUUAAAAGGACAGAAAUGCGCCUUAAAAACCAUUAUUCAAAAGGUUGAACUGUGCCUGCUUAGAGAGGCAGGCUUCUUCAACCCCCAUAGAUAGCCAGCGUUGACUAAUGCCUAAAAACAUUUUCCUGCUAAUGCUUAAUGUGUGGAAUUCUUUACGAAAGUUGCGGUGAUUGCGCACGAGCCUACUCUCUGAAAAAUAUGAAUCUUUCUGUACCCUAGAUGUUAUCAGCCGAGAUUCAAGACUCGUUUACUGGUCAUGAACUGCAUGGUGGUCGCCUCACUGUAUCACCACAUUUAAGAUGGUUAGCAAGCUGUGCUCCUGAUGGUAACCUUAUUCUUCGUGCUGUUGGUGCUCUGGUACGGUUUUGACAUAUUUCGUUCUGUAGUCAGUGGAAUAUCGUUUAUUACUGGCAGACAGGGCGGCAAAUAGACAUAUCACGCAGAUAUGAGGGAAACUUCUGAAGUUUAUUCUUUUAAUGUCGAUUUCAACUUACUUUUCACUAAAAUGUUCCGAACUUCGCAAAUUCGUUGCAAAGUUCGAAAACGCAUAAUGAAAUUUACAAAUCAGUUUGUAAACUGAGCAUUUGAUUGGCUGGUUUGAUUUAGCAGCCAAUCAGAGGCUUUGUUUACAAACCUGCUUGUGAAUUGCAUUAUGAAGUUUUGAACUUUGCAACGAAUUUGCGAAGUUCGGAAUAUUUUAGUGAAAAGUAAGUUGAAAUCGACAAUAACUGCAAUUAGGUUUAGUAUCAGAAAUACUUUUUCACUCGCUACUCUGGUUUACGUAAUAAAUACAGUGUCAGUGGAGGCAUUAGAGGAGAUGCUUUUUCAAUAACGAGACAGACAGAAUAAUGUUUCGAGUGAGAAAAUGUAAGUUACUAGUGCAGUAUACGUCCUACUAUCUGUUAUCAUAUAGGAUCGUGUUAUAAAGACUCCAGCUCAUCACCAUAGCAACGGUGGCGCAACCAAAGCUGUGUAUUCUGGUGAUGGUCAAUGCAUAUUCACCAUUGGCCGUGACGAUGUGUUAUCCUGUUGGCAAUGGAACUUCACACAAAUGGGUAAAAAUAACAUCACACUUUUAUUUCGACUACGACCAAGCACUUGGGAAAAGUACUGCUCUUAACUGAGGACAUUCUGGUCUUCUUUUGUAUUGUAUUGUAUAACUGAGGAUAUUGUGGUCUUCUUUUAGGCAAAAGUAAAGCGUUAAUGGCAGUAGAUGCGGCAAAAACUAGGAACUCCGUCCUUGAUAAGUCGAGGACUGAACAGAAUUAUGCAGCCAGGGAGAAGGCGGAAUGGAAACUAUCUGGUAGUGAGACAGAUAUGAUUGGGAGUGAAUUGCACACUGUCGAUAGCGAUCUCCUGCAUCAAGGACAUAAUAUUACCUGGUUGGAAAGAGUUACUGCACAGGUACUGUGGUCUGCAAUUUUGAUAUUUUCCCUACGAACCCACUCGAGUAACUUUCGCUUAACCACAGGGUCCACUAACACAAGUUACGUACAAGUACAUCAGUUCACUUAAAGCAUCCACUAGAGCAUGCAUUAGAUUUACUUAAUUUCAACCCACUGGUUAUCAUCGCGCUGGGUGGUAUACCACCAAAGCCAGUACACCUUUUGGGGGCGGUGGGAGGAGGUACCCUUAGGGGUAGACCAUUAGAUAUCCUGGGAGAGGGGGUGGCAGACCCAAAAAGAGAAUUCAUGCCAAGAGUGAAAUUUAAAAGCAAGCAUUUCGGAAAAGAAAAAAAUUCCUGCAACUACAUGCAGUAUACAGAAAUAUGUAGAAAAAUAUUCCUGCACAGCUACCACGCCGUAAAAAGGGAAAAUAGUUCAGCCCUUAGUACAUCUUCAUAAUACAUCAUUAUUAUUCAAUAUAUUUGUUUCAGGCACGUCGCGAAGAAGACAGGCAGCAUGCGGGACGCAAGAAAGAACUGAGAAAAGAACUACAACAGUUGAGACAACAAAUAAUGGAGUUGAUUGAAGAGAACUCCACCUUACCUGACUUGGAGAAAUUGGAACGUUAUGAAUUUAAUCUUGACGAAGAAGAACGACAAAGAUUGAUUGCGUUGGGUGAACAGAGUGUUAAACAGGUCAGGAAGCAAUUUUAGCCCAAGUUUAGACCUCACUUCCCGUACGAAAACUAAAGUCGUGUUUAUACUGUGAACCCUGGCCGGAUCUGAGCUUUGCUUUACCCUAGAUAAUGGUAGGGUAAUCAAACAUGGCCCAGCUGAGGCAUGACCUACGCCAGAAAAUCUCGUCCCACUGCCACCGUUGGCUUUACGUCUGGGCGAAGACAAGCCUUGUAAAGCGUGUACACGUAUCACAAUUACCUUGACCUGGCCUUGGGGUGGCUCUCUAGCCAAGAUGAAGUACUUACGGAAGGCUGUAUUUCAUUCAUUUGCGCGAUGAAUAUGACAUUUUUUUCUUGAAGGUUCGAGAGGAGAUCGAAUUAGAAAACUUGGCAAAGAUGUUUCUUCGUGACGUCAUCAAGAAGGAAUGUUGGGAUUCCAUGGUCGUUAAGGGACGUGGUGUAAAAGGUUUCCAUACACCCCUCGUGGUCACUAACUAUCCCACGAGAGAGCGGUCUCCUGAGGAACUGCAAGAACUUGCCUUUGUUACUAGGCAACGGAAGAUUGAGUGUUCAGAGAUGGAAUCACGAAAGACUAUCCUCGGAGCAGCAAACAGCAAUGUUACCCUAGGUAGGUAAAGUUUGUGCAAAACUUUGAAAAUAAAAGUUAUAAUUUCAUGCCUUAAAAAUGAUUGAAUUUAAAUGUGGUUUAAAUCGCUCGAGUUCUCUGCAGUGUUUGAGGAAAACAAUUUUUGAGGCGUAGGACGCCGAAACAUACAGCAGUCUCAGUGACUGGGGCAUGGAAGUUGUGCAUCUGUCCGAAACACAAUUUUAUCAGGAAGGCUAGAAAUGCCAUGUUGCCUCUCCUCCGCAGAGGUUCUUAUAACUCCGAGAACUGUCCGAAGAACAAUUAAUGUCAUGUUGCUGUUAUAUUGUUGUUCAAUUCAGGCGACGAAGAUGAAGAUGAAGCCCCGGAGGACGAAAAGGUCAAAGAUGACAGGAUCAUUUCCCCAGCCAUUUAUGGCAGUCGUGCAGCCAGUUAUGGUGGAGGCAAUGAUUUGAUUGCUGAUCAAUUUAACCUUUACACCCUGCAACAGAAACAUAACCAGAUUGUCUUGAUACAGGUAUUCAUUUACAUGUCUACUGUAUUGCUCUUCCCCCUCCCUAAAAAUGCAAUUUGAAGCAAUCAGAAACAGUUAAUUAAAGAUACGUUUAUUCAUUGUGAGUUUUCGAUAUGUUUAUUCAUUUCUGAGUUUUUUUUUAAUGUGUUGAUGUAUUUUUUAAUGACUUUCUAAAUGUAAUGACAAAUAUUUUCCGCGUAUUUCCAGUUGUACGAAGGCCGGAUAGCGCUAUCCAUCGGAUAGUGUUUUUUUCAACCUUUGUAAAAUGCUUGAAUAACUUUGAAACUACGGAUAUAGACGACACAAGGAGUAUAAAAAACAAUUAACUUAUAAAUACUAAACUUUAAUACGAGUUAUACAAAUUUUUUUUCAAAAAACUGAAUUGCGCUACCUUCGUACUACCUAUCCUACGUUCGUACAACCGGCCCAAGAUAUUUAAUCUUUUUUGAUACGAUUGUGAUUCCUAACUUGUUGGAUUGUUAAUUAUUUAGGACGGCAUUUACAAAAUCAAGAAAUCAUAUAACUCUGCAUUUGACGAAGUGUACCGCAACAAAAUGACUGAGGUAAAACGUAUUGAGGAAAAGAAUGUAAGAAUCAAGAAAAUCUUGGCUGACCUCGGUUUGGAUGACGUCAUUCUUGAACCAGUUAUGGAUACAGAGGAAUUUCCGGAAACCUUGCUGGAUGUCAAGGACAGUGAGGUACCUUUUGAGAGAUUUAUCACCAAGGAUGAACAAAUCAAAAUUGACGAGGAAAAGAAGCGAGAAGAAGGUAAAACAUGCUUUGUAAUAUUAUCUGGAGGACGUCUAUAAACCAUAGUUGAUAGAAUAGAUGGUUUGGAAACUCGUUAGAAUAACAAUAUAACUCGUUAUCUAUGUCAGUCAACGUUUAUUCAUAAAUCUGGCACUUCACCGUCACGUGCGUAUUGUAUUUUGCCCAGGUAACCAAUAGCAAUGUUUUUGGAAAGUUACCUAUCCGUGACUCGAAACAAUAGGGUAAAUUGGAAAUUGCUAUUGGUGGAUUUGGCAAGAAUACAAUACACACGUGACGGUGAAGGAACAUAUUUAUGAAUAAACGUUGACUAACAUAGAUAAUGAGUUAUAUUGUUAUUCUAAUGAGCUUCCAAACCAUCUAUUCUAUUAACUAUGUAUAAACACAAGACGUUUACAUCAUGAUGUUACUCUGGUAACUGUCGCUCGCCAGGUCGUUUUGGUCGUGUUUCCACUUUUUAUAUUUCCACAGCAUGACGUCAUAACGUUGAUAUGACAUUUUCAUAUUUUAAGAUUAUGUCAAAAUUCUAUAUUUGAUCAGCUAUUGAGUUGAUUUGACGAUUUCACUGUUUGUUGUUAGCCAAUCAGAAACCAUGAGUUCUUUUAAAUAAAUAAUAAUAAAAAAUGUUCCAGUGAUAUUGUUCAGUGAUGCUAAUUGUGAGGUUUCUUUUAUUUCAUCCUCACACUAGAACGUCGUGUGUCGGAGAUGGCAGACAACGCACGUGAACGCGCCUUGAAUCAAAUGAUGAAAGGAGUACUGGAGGCUAAUCCUGAGGACGAGCUCAAGAAGGACCUGGAACGACCGGAAGUACUGAAGAAGCCCGAGGAGGAAUGGGGCGAGGAGGAACAACGAGUUGCCAAAGAGUUUGAAAAGAAAGAACAAGAGUUACAAGAACAACGAGAAAAAUACAAGAAAUCUUUAGAAACAGAACUAAGAAAACAUCAAGGGAAUAUCAAUGAAGCGACCGCAGCAUUUGAUGAGAAAUUGAAUCAGUUGUUUCAACGGAAAAUUAAGACGGAGUUGACUAUAUUUCAGGUAAGGGACUGUAGCCGUAUGAAGCAAGGAAGCGAUCGUAGUAUUGGGUAGGAUGCGGUCAUGUGAAGACUCCGUCAUUUAAAAUGCAAGCCUUUUAAGUUUUUGUUCUUAUCCUUUCCUUAGUAUUAAAUUUAAGCUUGUAAAAAUAAGCUGCAACUCUUCGAUCAACUUCCUAAUGUGCUCAGCCAGAAACAUUGAUGACCUUUCCUGGACCACUAAGAAGAGCACGUAGUUUUGAAAAACGGAUAGAAUAUUCUAGAUAAAUAAAGCUAAUUGAGUUUAGAUUUCUGCCUGUAGUAACACUAGAACGACAUUCGAGAGAAGGCCUUAUUGAAUAACAAGAGGCCCUUACUGCAUACUGGGGAGAAAAGUGAAAUGCUAAUUGAGUUUAGUAAAGCUAGAACUUCCUAUAGGAAUUAUUUUAAAUUUAAAAAAAAAUUUGUAUGAAUAAGUUUAUUAUAGCUUCUUUACCCGUAUAGGAAGAACUAAAAGUCCUUCGUCUCACCGCCUCUAUUGUUGCCGAAGAAGAACUAAAUAUUCGCGAGGAACACUUGGUUCAUGUUUUAGAAGAGAAGAAACAUCAUAAAGGACGUCUAACGAGUGCUGUAGCUCAGGCAAAACGUGAAAUGGAACUAUUUCGUGAUGAGUAUGAGAUUAUGAUGGCGGAUGAUAAAUCUUUGGAUAAAGGAUUCAAGCGAGAUUUCAGUGAUCAGGAUCCUCACACUGUUGAUCAGUUGUACAAACUGUUUAAACGGCGACCAAGGUAACGUCACCAUUUGUAAAUCAGUGAAUCUGUUUUGUGUCGGGCUGGAUUUUUCAAGUGCCGUUUUGAGGGGGUCACCAGUGCUGAGACUGAAAAUUGUUGUUUUUUUUACUUUGGUCAAGUUUUUGGCCACGAACUUCCAGACGAAGGGCUCGAAAUGUCAAAGUUCUUAUUGGCCGUUUUUAUACUAGAGGCGCAUUAUGCGUCUGGACGCAUAAUCCGUCUUCUACAUUAUUCGUCUAGUAUAAAGAUUGGACGAAUAAUACUAGACGAAUAAUGUAGAAGACGGAUUAUGCCUCCAGACGCAUAAUGCGUCUCUAGUAUAAAAACGGCCAAUGCGACGAACUAUCAACAUUUAUUGUUCGUCUGGUUAUGCGUAUAAAGACGGGCACAAGACGCAUUAUGCGUCUAGACGAACUAUCAUCGGUUGUGCGUCUCUUAAGACGAAGAAUCGAACAUAGUUCGUCUAGACGCAUAAUGCGUCUUUUGCCCGUCUUUAUACUAAGGACGCAUAACCAGACGAACAACAAAUGCUUGCCCAAGUUCGUCCAGACGUAUAAUGCGUCUCUAGUAUAAAAACGGCCAUUGUAUUCCUCGGGUGGUUUGUAUCACAUACAAAGACAACAGUAUAAAUAAAGUUAGUUUAGAAAUCCUCCUGCAGUGCCUCCUGAAACAGGACGGAUGACAUCUUACUGGAUCUCCAGUUUAGAACGGGUUAUCUAGUUAAGUUUAUAGUUAACUUAUGAAGUACCAAAGAGAGUCGUCCCUGUCUGAGACAUAGUCUAUCAAGACAUGAUGGUUUGGAAACUAAAGUGUUUGUUAUAUGUUUUUGUCUGAAUUGAGCUCAUUGUACGUAUUUUCGUAUAAGUAAGCAACUGUCCAAUAGGGAUAGCUGAGAUGAAACGUGCAGCCACAAUGAAUAAUAUGUAAUGAAGUUGAGACAAAGGAUUUGUGCACAGUGAGGUACAGUUCAACAUCAAACAAAAGUCUUUUGUGGCCGUUUGAAGUUUGCCGGGAUUCCAGACCAUCAUGGAUUAAUAAACUAUGUCUGAGACGAGCCAUUAAUUGACCAUUUGCGUAAUAGACUAAAUUUUGAUCUCAACAAAAAUUUCAUUACAGCUUGAAAGAGCAUCACAAAAUUAGUAAUAUUCCAAAGUUUCGUUGCAAAAUGUUGUAAAAUGCGGAAAAUAUAGCCUUGCGAAAUUUGCAAUUUUCAGUCAUUUUAGAUUACAGCCUCGAAGGGUUUGGGGCUGUCAAUUUCCCGUUUGUAAUCUAAAAUGACUGAAAAUUGCAAAUUUCGCAAGGCUAUAUUUUCCGCAUUUUACAACAUUUCGCAACGAAACUUCGGAAUAUUACUAAUUUUGUGAUGCUCCUUCAAGCUGUGAUGAAAUUUUUGCCUAGACUUGUUUAGUUCAAAAUUUAGUCUAUUACGCAAAUGGUCAAUUCGUUGGUCAGUUAUUGCUUAGACAUAAACUGUAGAAUAAUAUUUUUGAAAUUGAUAAUUGAAAUUUUCCUAUGACCAUAAAAUAAAUACAUGCAUACAGUGUGACCUGACUAUAAAAGAUUAGAGGAUAAAUAGCUAACGAUUCAAAUGUAACUGAAAGAUUGUACAUGACCUGAAUUAUAGGCCGGCCCGUGCGAUUGAAUGAUAAAGAUGAUCUUGUGGCCCUGUGAUUCUUUUGUAGCUUUCUGAGAUUGCACUGCAGAGUAUAGUUGCCAAGAGCCAGGCCCUGGUUAUUUAUCCACCUAGCAUAGUCCAUGCAGUUAAUUUAACCAGUCUAUAGCAGGAAAAUGGUUAAAAUAACCAGGAAAUUUAACCGGGAAUAUUAAGUUAGCCCAAAUAGGAUUCUUUAUAUAAGUUAACCAUGCAAGGAAAAUUUAACCAGAGUGCUUUUAGAGUGUAUGUAUGUAUAUUAUAUUAUUAUUAUUGGGUUGUUAUUCACAAACGACGUUUUGUUUCUUUGUAGCUAAGCCUAACGUUACAGGUGUAACGUUUGCACCAAACCCAGCUGUAGUUGGUGAAGAAGUUACCAUAACGUGUGAUGAAUCUGAUGGUGUUCCUGAGCCAAGUUAUACCAUAAACAGGUCAGCAGUGAGAGGACGCUUACGAUAUCUGAAGUAAAGCGGAGUGAUGAAGGACCAUAUACAUGUGUUGCACAGAAUAAACUUGGCAAUGACUCAGCUACCGCUAAUUUGACAGUCUUAGGUAAGAUUAAAUUUUACGUUUUUUCGGAAAAAAACCUGUAUAGUGUAGCUAGUGUGUACAUGGUUUUUAAUGUAAGUGAAACGUACAAAUUGGUACAAUUAACAGAACAAAUUACGUGUAAGUUAGCGAGGAGUUAAAAUGUUAUCAUGUUAUUUAUGCAAGAUUGCAAGUUCAUACUAAAUCUUUAGCAAUCUUUAUUACCAUCAAUCCGUUAAUUUUUUUGCAAAAUUAGUACGAAUUAAAUCCGCGAUUUAAUUAUUAUUUUGACGUAGCUACACAGUGCACGUACAACUUGAUUUAGUCGCACAAAGUGGGGAAAAUAAGCUGAUAAACAAGAAAUAUGCAUGUAAGAUAAUAGUAAAAAAUGCAUGAAAAUAGGACAAUGUGGCGAAAUUCUUAGCUUUUCGAAAAUUUCCGAAGUUUAGCAAGGAAUUUGAUUAGUCGGGCAAAAUGCAAAAGUCGGGCAAAUUUCGUUCUCUCCCCUAAUUCUUCCGCUCCCGUCGCCUAUGUAAUUUCGCAUGAGACUUGUUUAAUUACCUUUUCAUAAAAUUCCGUUCUGCUAAAAUCAUUUUAUUUUCAAUUGAUAAAUAGAAGCGAGAUCAACACCAAAACCACCAUUAACGUCGACAAGCAAUGGACAAGACAAUGGAGAAGGUAACACGACACAGCCAUGUAACUUUAUUCCACAUGUGAAGCAGCCAAAUUACAUCAGUUAAGUUUUUCCUUUCCAUGAAAAUACUUUAAAACAAGUACAAUUUCUAAUAAAUUAUAAAUCCCUUUGCAAACCUUUUUAAAAACUAUACUCAUGAUUUAGGGUUUAGACGCUAUAAAAACUAUACUCAUGAUUCCUAGUUUAGACGCUAUAUCAAACCAUGUAACCACAAAAGAUCACUUAACACUACACUGUAGAAAACUAUUGCAUCAUACCCUAAUCAAGCCUGUUUUAGAAUAUUGUUGUAGUAAAAAGGAAAAGCAUGUGCAUUGUGGCUCAGUGGGUUAUAACAGGACACAUAUAAGAGUGCCAGACUCUACUCCUACUCUACAAGUGAAUCGUCCGUUGUUAGACCCAAGUAAAUUAACAAAUUUUGACUUGCAGGAAGAAACCUUUACUCAGUUUUACCUUAAUUUGUUUUAGAUACAUUCUCAGAUGAAGAUGGUGGUGGUGGUCUGGGCGUUGGUGCAAUUAUUGGAAUUGUUAUUGGUGUGUUGGUAUUACUGGUCAUUGUUAUCGUUGUGGUAUGGCGCUAUAAAUCGAAAGGAGGCUAGUUUUUAAUUACAAGAAAUAGAAUAUAAUAACAAUAAACAUACUAAGAUUAUAAAUAUCAAACAUAUUUAACUGACAAAAUAUCCAAAGCGGUCAGUGUUCGUGAUAAAUUUGUUAGUUGAUUAUAUACAUGCCAGUGGAUUAUAAUCAACGUCCUCGGACUUUAGUUUAGUAAUAAAUUUUAUACAUUAAUUAUCUUUAUGGG
Molecule: messenger RNA, 17331 nt
Organism: Paramuricea clavata
Lineage: Eukaryota; Metazoa; Cnidaria; Anthozoa; Malacalcyonacea; Plexauridae
Source: the annotation of a GenBank genome assembly